AUGUUUCAUCGAACAAUUUAUUUGACAAUACGAUCAAGUAUAAGUGCUCAAGAAUGUGUUCAUAAAUUACUUAAAUUGAAUUUAUGUUCAGGACAAGAUAUAUUUCGUCGUAUUCAUUUAAAUGAAGAAGAAACAACAUCAUCAUCAUGUGUUUAUAUUAAAAAUUUAUUUUUAGAAUUAGUUAAAUUUCUUGGUUUAACUAAACUUAAUCAUCGUUUAAUUAAUCCUCUUUUUCCUCGUAAUAAUCUAAAAAAUACUCGAUUUUCAAUUAAUUUUUUUAAAUCAAUUGGUCUUGAUGAAUUAACAAAUGAAUUACGAGAUUUGUUGAAAAUUCAUUCUACAACAGGCACAUAUUCACAAACAAAACAACAGGGCAAGAAACAAAUAGAAAAUACAUAA
This is a messenger RNA of Rotaria sp. Silwood1, 399 nucleotides long. Lineage: Eukaryota; Metazoa; Rotifera; Eurotatoria; Philodinida; Philodinidae. The record is from the annotation of a GenBank genome assembly.